CUGAGCGGGCAGAGUUCAACCAAGUGGGAAAGAGCAGCCACGCCACCGCCACCGCCACCCCCACCAGCAGCGCACAGGUGUUUCUGGCCGCUAGUUUGCGGUGGGGGGAGAGGGCUGGGAAGAUGCCUCUGGGGCUGAGGAGAAAGAAGAAAGGCAAGUCCAAGGAGACCUCCACCUUGGUGGACGGAGAGGCUCCCCCAGCUCGAGGGCGAGGCGACGACGAGGCCGAGGCCGGGGCCGGGGCCGGCGUUCGUGCCGGAGCGGUGGGUGCCGCAGCCUCGCGCGGUCCCGUCCGGUUGGUCUUCCACACGCAGCUGGCGCACGGCAGCCCCACCGGGCGCGUAGAAGGCUUUGGCAGUGUGAAGGAGCUUUACGCUAAAAUCGCCGAGGCGUUCCGCAUUGCCCCAGCCGAGAUCAUGUUUUGCACAUUGAAUACACACAAAAUUGAUAUGAACAAGCUUUUGGGUGUACAAAUUGGUCUUGAAGAUUUUAUAUUUGCUCAUGUCAAAGGAAUAAAAAAAGAAGUGGAGGUUUUCAAAUCAGAAGAUUCACUCGGACUUACCAUUACUGAUAAUGGAAAUGGAUGUGCCUUCAUAAAAAGAAUAAAAGCAGGAAGUCUUAUUGACCAAAUAAAAGUCAUAUGUGUUGGUGACCACAUAGAAUCUAUAAAUGGAAAAAAUGUAGCAGGCUAUCGUCAUUAUGAAGUUGCUAAGAAUUUAAAGGAGUUGAAGAAGGGUCAGACAUUUACAUUAAAACUGAUAGAACCUAUGAAAUCCUUUGAAAUUAUUGAACCAAGGUCAAAAAGUGGAAAUUUUGCAGAGGAAAAAAUCUGCCGAGGAAGAGAGACUCUUCGACUAAGAGCCAAAGGUUCUGCUACAGUAGAAGAAAUGCUUUCAGAUGUUGAAGAAAAGGCUACCAAAAAAGUGGAUGAUCUUCUGGAAAUGUACAUGGGAAUAAGAGAUCUUGAACUAGCUGCAACAAUGGUAGAAGCUGGAAAAGGCAAGAACAAUCCAGAUGAAUUUGCAGUAGCUCUUGAUGAAGCUUUGGGAGAUUUUGCAUUUCCAGAUGAAUUUGUCUUUGAUGUAUGGGGAGCCAUAGGAGAUAAUUUGAAAGAGUGAUGUUAAUGAGAGGCAUUAAUUGUAUUAGAGUACUGUGACAGCUGUGUGGACACAUCACUGUGUAAGCAUGUACAUGGAAUGGGGUAUGACCUAAGUAUUCUAAAAAGACCUAUUUAAAAUUUAUAAAUCUGACCAAAUUACAUGAAUGCAGGAAUGUAUCUUUACAAAGCUUUUAGCCCAAUAUUGCAGUUAAUUUGACAUACUCACUUGAAAUCUUUGUCGAACAAAAUUCAAGUAAUUUCUCUGUAUGUACAUAAAUACCUGGCAGUUGUCAAGCAUCCAUAUUUUGAUUAUGUGACCAUGGGAAUAAUGCAAUGGUCAUAAGUUUGAAAAAUGGUGAUAAGUCAUUUUUUUCAGUAUUGUUGUAACUUCGGAUGGUCACUAAAAAAUGGUUGUAAGUCAAGGACUACCUGUGCAGAAUGACAUACAAAAAUGUACUUUUUUCAUUGUUUUAAAUUUGGACUAAUAGCGUCAAAGAGAGGUUAAAGUAUGUUCAAUGUCAGAAAAGUGAACAGAAUUUUGUACUGCAGUUCCCCAAAGCUACCUGGGUGGCUGUGUGUGAGUUAGGUGGCCUUAUAAAUUUAUUAAACAAAGUCUCUCAGUCCUAGACAGAUGGCAAUGGCAAAACACUUUCAAAAAUCUUGCCAAAAAAACCUGCAUGGAUUUGUCCAGACAUUUGCCAGAAUCAAAAGAUACCUUGAAGGCAUCAAAAAAUCAAACCAUAGCAAACAAAAAAACCUUCCACCUAUAAUUUCCUGCGUUAAACUACGAACCCGUUUCUACAUUCCAUGAAACAUCCUCAUUUGUCAAGAGAACAUAGAGAUAUUGCUGAGAUUUCUAGUGGACUUUCCUAUAUAAAUAUAGUUUUUGUGUGACCUUACUAAAGUUGGAACCUCUAAUACUGUAUAAUAGAACUAUGUCUUUUUUAUAAUCUUACAAUAUCUAGAAAUAGGGAUGGAUAUUUAUUAAAGCUAAUUUCAAAGUUAUCCUCUUCUAUUCUUGUCCUUAUUGGUUUGUUGCCAAAUGCAUUUACAGAAAAACUUACUGGCAAGAUCACUGCAAGUUUACAUUGCAGUAGAUCUGAUAUAACGUAAAAUUAGGAUAUUAUUUUAAUCAUUUUGCUUUAAACUGAUUGGAAUUGACAUUGAUGUAGAAAAUCUGUUUAAACGAGAACAUGCUGCCAACUUUAAUUCUUGUCUCUUUCUCUCAUAUACAUGAUUUAGAUAUAUACCACACACAGAUAUGAUGCCUUGUUCUGUAUUAUACUAUUAAAUUCUUACUCCCUCUUAAAAUAAAAUAUUUAAUUUUUUCAUUUUGAUUCUAAUUCAAUUAUGAAUCAAGUAGGUUUUGAUUGUGCUCAAAAAGCGUAAAAAACCAUUUUUCCCCAGGGUUGGUCUGAAAGAAGUUACAAAUGUCGAGCUGAGUCUCAGUAAAGUGAAGCUUGUUUCACAACCCACCAAAUAUGUCAUUAGAGUAAAGUACUUUGAACAUAUUUGUACUACAUUUUUACAAAUUGCUUUAUACCUGAAUGUUAAGUAAAUAAAAUAUUUUCUCAAAAAUGUUAGGUUUCCUUUCUUGGUUUGAAGCAUAACUUUGUAAUAAUUUCAGAUUAAAUCAAUCUGU
This is a messenger RNA of Pseudonaja textilis, 2741 nucleotides long. It is a transcript of the gene GIPC2, whose product is annotated as GIPC PDZ domain containing family member 2. The record is from RefSeq and is a predicted model, not a curated record. Lineage: Eukaryota; Metazoa; Chordata; Lepidosauria; Squamata; Elapidae. Gene Ontology annotation, molecular function: protein binding.